Molecule: messenger RNA, 330 nt
Organism: Strongylus vulgaris
Lineage: Eukaryota; Metazoa; Nematoda; Chromadorea; Rhabditida; Strongylidae
Source: the annotation of a GenBank genome assembly
AUGCGUAGACCGCAGAAUCUUCUUGCAGAAGGCCCUCCGCCGGGAUUUUUCGCUCAACAUCCGAUUGGGUUCUUCUGUGAUCCAUAUGGGGAACGAGGACCACUUCCACCACUGCCAGCUUUUCCUGUUGCAUCUGACGCUCCACAUCCUUUAGUCCACGAUGGUUUUGGCGAAAGAAAUUCCCCGAUGCCAGGCACGGGUGGCGGUAUUGUGGGGGCCAUUCCAACCUCCUUGCUACCUGCCGAUUUCGACCCCGAUAUGAGCGGAUACCAACCGCUUCCGUCGAUGUAUUCAACGGAAUUGAAGGCCCAUCCCAUGGCCGGCUGGUAG